UUUAUUUUACUCCACAGGUGUAUGUGAAGGUGAGGGAGAGUCUCUGGCCCCGGUCGAGGCGCCCCGGCCCCCCUCUCUGUCCCCAUUGGUCCCCGUGUGGAGCGUGGGGUGCUAAGGUGUGGCCUCCGCUGUCCGCCUCCUGCAGCGCGCUCACACGGGCACUAACCCGUAAACAGCCGCGGUUAUAAAGACACCAUUGUGCGGGACCACUGCCGUGUUUCUCAGGGUCUGCUCUGUGGACACAGGUAUGAAGUGAAGUUAAGACGCUCCGGAGUUUGUUUCUGUUGCAGGAGCACCGCCGUCAGAUGAGCGCUGUCCUCGGCUGACUAAAAAUAACUUGGAAACUUGUUGAGGCGGAGGAGCGCACGAUGAGGCCAGCUGCAUCCCGCUGAAGCCUCGGCUGCAAACAGGUGGAUCGCUCCGAUUUCGUGAAGGUAUCUGAAGCCUCGGCAUGCCAGUCCCCCCUCCUCCCCCUCCGCCUCCCCUGGCUCCCCCUCCUCCUCCACCGCCGCCCAGCGCUGCCCUGCCACAGUGUCCCUCAGAUCCUCCCAAGCUCCAGCCUGGAGGAGGAGGAGGAGGAGGAGGAGGUGGCAGGAAUGCCUUGCUGGCCGACAUCCAGAAAGGAGCCAGGCUCAGAAAAGUCACACAGGUCAACGACCGCAGUGCUCCUGCUGUCGAUAAAGCCAAAGCCAGCGCUGCAGAUGUGUUCAGCAGUGUUGGUACCUCUCAGGGCUCAUCGGGAGGGACGGCACCAGCGGUACCGUCUCUGGGUGGACUCUUUGCUGGAGGCUUCCCGACUCUCAGACCAAUGGGACAAAGAGACUUAGCAGGCAAGACACCAGUGUCGCGGUCCAGCUCCUCGGCCUCCCUGAAGCCCCUGUGGAACCCCCCCACACCAGCAGAAACCAGCAGCAUCCCGGAGCCUCACAGGACGGGGGAGCUCCGAGGCUCCGUCCAUCGGCCGCUCGCCUCCUCGUCCUCUGCUCCUCCCUCCCCCUCACACAGCAGCAAGCACCCACCUCCUUUCCCCACUUCCUGUCCACCUCCACCUCCGCCCCCGCCCGCCCCUACCUCUGCUCCUCCCCCGCCUCCGCCACCCCUAGCCUUCCAGGACCGGCCGGCCAAUAGGCCUCCACCUCUCCCCUCCUGCCCUCCUCCUCCGCCUCCGUCCCAGGUCACCAAGCCCACCUGGCUUCCCAUCCAGCACUUCCACCACACCGCCAUCUCUCCAAACUCUACUCCUCCUCCCCCUCCUCCACCUUUCCAGUCUCCCUCUGCUGUUCCAGGAGACCGCUCCUCAGGGUGCUUCUACCCUCCUCCCCCCUCCCCAGUCCUCUCUGAAACUUCCAGGUUCCCCAUCCUACGGGACAGCCCGCUGGGUCCUCCUCCUCCACCUCCUCCUCCCCUCCCGGCUUCUUUUACCCCCACCUGCCCAUCCGCCCUCCCUCCUCCACCACCUAAGGUGGCACCAGUGCCCUCCCCUGCCAUGCGCUCUCUGCCUCCCUCAUACCCCUGCAACGCUCCCACCCGACGGCCCCCUGCUGUGCCCAGGAGUGCAGGUGUGGGCCGGCUGGCUCCUCCUCCAGCUCCUCCAGCACGCUCCCCCUCCACCGAGCUGUCCAGCCGCAUUCCUCCCCCUCCACCGCCGCCUCCCCUGCCUCCAUCGAGCCUCAGGAAUGGACACCUGCACAGCCUGGAUGACUUUGAAUCCAAGUUCCAGUUCCACCCUGUAGAGGACUUACCCCCUCCUGAUGAAUUCAAGCCUUUCCCUCGGAUCUAUCCCAGCAAAGAGAACAGAGUGAACCCCAAACCACCCGGGAUGAGGACACACCUCAGAUGAGUCAAGGCCUCACCCAGUUCUUCACCUCCUGUUCCUCCUGCACACACAUCAGGCAGUUAAUCCUCCUCCUCCUUCUCAUGACAACAGCAGAACUGCCACGGACCGGUUCGGAUGCAGGCUUUGAGUGUGUGUUGUUUGUGUUUAGUGCAUUUGUGUGUGUGAGUGUCAAACAGGGUCCCGCCUCUUACAGACUGUGUGACCUCUGACCUUUUCAGUGUGGAAUGUUUUGAAUGUGUGUGAGGAGGAGGGAUCUCCCUACUCACACUCGUACACUCCGGGGACAGUGUCUUCCACCAGUUGUGUUUAUCAUGACAUGAGCAUUUCAGUCUCUACACAGAAGAGAACGUUUUGAUUUCAGCUCUUGUAAAGACAGAUUUACAGAAACUGUGGUCCAGCAACAAUUACUGUAUGAAGGGAAGCAGUUCAGAUGUUGUGUACUCACCUUCACCCUGAUGGAAAGUCUGGUGACGCUUCAUCGUCCACAAAAGAUUUCUUGAGCUUCACAAGCAAACUGAAGUCGAUGGAGACUCGUUUUGAAAUGUAAAAAGCAACAACAAAUGGCUCCAUAAUGCUUCUCUGGUGUAAUCUAAGUGUCCAGAAGCCCCAAAUUGAUUCUAUAGUGCCGGAACGGACACUUUUAUACUUUUUAAACAUGUCUCCAUCUGUCUCAGUUGUCUCCCAGAGUGUUUCUACGCUGCUUUAAUGUGAGAGUAAUCGAGAAUAUUUUGUUGGCUAAGAAGUUUGACAGUGUUCUUACCCCCAUUUUUAAAAAUCUUCAAGCGAGACAAUCCUCUCAACAUGUUGUUUGUUUCCUUCCUUUGAGUAUUCAUUAAAAUAUGGCGACUGUUUGCAGGAAGUGAUCCUCAUCUUAAACACAAUUAGGGCUGAACAACAAGUUCAUUAUUAAAUUUACAGGAGAUCUUGAUAAAGGUAACAUGUUUCACAACGUACGAUUAUAAAUGAAGCAUUGUGGUGAUACAAAGAUACACAGCAAUAAUAUCUACAUUACUUUGAUAGAUUUUUUUAGGAAAAAAAUAUGCAAAUCCCCUAAAUUGUUGGUCAAAGUAAUUGCAAUUUUAAAAAAAAACAACAAAGUUUUCCAUAUAGUUCAGCUCUCAACUCAUUGUGAAACUCCACCUGCAGGAUAUGCUAACCAGGGGGUUCAUAAAUCCCUGUUCAUAUAAUGGUGCUCUCUUGUGUUUGUGUGAUUGUUUUUUAUAAGUAGCAAAUGAAUCCAUAAAAGUGUAGAAGAAAACACAGCGUCAUGUUAAGAUUCUGGCCGUGCGUCUGUUUUGAGUUACACAGUUAUGAAUAGAUAAUGAAUGAGAUCUACAGUUUCAUUAACUCGUACUAACACCUGUGACGACAGUGCCACCUGCUGGUUCAACGUGUAAAGUGUUACAAGGCGUGACCACCAAAUAAACCACAGUAUUUUAUUAA
Messenger RNA from Acanthopagrus latus (yellowfin seabream), 3280 nucleotides. RefSeq names its product WAS/WASL interacting protein family member 3 (gene wipf3). The record is from RefSeq and is a predicted model, not a curated record. NCBI's taxonomy places the organism in Eukaryota, Metazoa, Chordata, Actinopteri, Spariformes, Sparidae. Bases 452 to 1840 code for a protein of 462 amino acids. The transcript is spliced from 8 exons. Gene Ontology annotation, molecular function: actin binding.